Messenger RNA from Hylaeus anthracinus, 1619 nucleotides. RefSeq names its product type 2 phosphatidylinositol 4,5-bisphosphate 4-phosphatase. Gene Ontology annotation, molecular function: phosphatidylinositol-4,5-bisphosphate 4-phosphatase activity. The transcript has 7 exons. NCBI's taxonomy places the organism in Eukaryota, Metazoa, Arthropoda, Insecta, Hymenoptera, Colletidae. Gene Ontology annotation, biological process: phosphatidylinositol dephosphorylation. The coding region runs from base 223 to 1209 and encodes 328 amino acids. Gene Ontology annotation, cellular component: late endosome membrane; lysosomal membrane; phagocytic vesicle membrane. The record is from RefSeq and is a predicted model, not a curated record.
AGAGAAAAAUGGUGCACAAUUGUGGCAUCCCUGAGAAUUCCUAAACUGAUCCAUUAGAGAUCCGCCGAUGUAUUAACUCGGUGCGUAUCUGCUUUCAAAGAACGGUUUCUGUUCUAUAUACGAAUAAAACCGUGUAGGGUGUCGGAAAAAUUCGUAUUUUGUCAUCCUUGUCAUCCACGGACCGGGAGUACUGUCAAACAACACUUUAAAUAAAUUGCUGUCAUGGGAGACGGCAAGAAGGGCGAGCGACAGCCGUUGUUAGAAAACGAAAGUGUCACUUACAGUUUACAAGGCAGCGAUGCCACAGAUGAGACACAAACGGCUUUUAGCACAAUAUCUACAAUUGGACCUGAUGAGCUACCUCCUUCCUAUCAGUCGCUCCAACCAGGUUUGGUUACUUGUAUGGAUUGUCAGAUUAUGAUAGACACAUCUGAUAAAAAAGAUCAACGUGUUGUUAAAUGCUGUGUAUGCGACGAAACUAUGCCCAUACAAAAUGCACCGCCUGGAAAAAUAUAUAACACCUUGCCUUCGGAUGAGACACAAACGGCUUCUAGCACGGUAUCUACAAUUGGACCUGACGAGCUACCUCCUCCCUUUCAGACGUUCCAACCAGGAAGUUUGCCUAUGGUUACUUGUAGAGUUUGUCAGGCUAUGAUAGACAUAUCUGGUAAAAGAGAUCAACAUGUUGUUAAAUGUUGUCAAUGCAACGAAGCUACGCCCAUACGAAAUGCACCACCUGGAAAAAAAUAUGUCCGUUGCCCGUGUAAUUGUUUACUAAUAUGUAAGAGCUCUUCGCAACGUAUCGCUUGCCCAAGGCCAAAUUGUAAACGCAUUAUUAAUCUUGCUCCAAGUCCGAUUACACCACCUGUUCUUUCCAUGCCUGGAAUGUGUAGGGUAGGCUGCGCUCACUGUCACGACACAUUCUUGUUUAACACAUUGAAUAAUGCUUUGGCUCGAUGCCCACAUUGCCGAAAAAUAUCUUCCGUUGGUCCAGACUUUGCAAGAGGUAGAGGUAUUGCAUUCAUCGUUGUUGGAAUAAUAGCCUUAGUAAUCGCAAUAGGUGUGACUGUUGGCACGUAUACAUAUGUGAAAAGCAGCGGUGGAAUUUAUGUAGCAUAUGUAGGUGCAUUUCUAUUAGCACUUUUAUGCUUUGGGCGCAGCAUUUAUUAUUGUACAAUGAAAAUUAGUUUAAUAGAAGGUCCCAUGUAGUCCCCCAAAUGACAAUCAACAGCUGAUAUUUAAAACCAAUUCCUGUAACAUCUAUGUCGCAUUAAUAUAUUUAGAUCAAAUGUUUAUAGUAAUGACAAAAACGUGUAAGUCCUGGUAGGACAUAACUGGUAGAUGUAUGUAUUCUUACACAUGCAUAUGCGAGUAUGUAUUGAUAAUAACGCUCGUUCAACAUUCUCGCAUAUGUAUAUCCAGAUAUACAUGCCGGACAAAGAGACGUGUAUCCGGUAUGUGAAACAUUCUCGUGUAAGGUAAUCUGUCUAGAACUACUAGAUAAAGAUGGGGGUGUCCAUUUUAAACAAAGGAUUGUUCCUCUGCACUUUUAUAUAUAAAAGCACAGGACCAAUACAACAGCCCCAUAAUACUGUUUUCAUAUAUUAAAAUAUACUAUA